CCCCACGCCGUCGCCCGCCAACUGCUCGGCGGAAUGCUGCACGCGCCGCCGCCGCUGGAGGCGGCCGGGUCGCCCGUCGCGCAUAACCGCUGCCUCCUCCGCGACCUCGGCGGCCAUGGCGCGGUGCUGGCCGACCCCUCCGCGCUCUACGACGCCGACGCGGCCACCACCCGGUUCCUCCUCGAGAGGAUUCUGCGGGAGAGCGGCACCGCGCGCCGCCUCCUGACUUCCUCGUCCUCUCCGGGGUCCUCGUCGACGGACGCAGUGGACACCGACUCGAAGGAGCCCGAGGACCCGGAUUCCGCCCCUGGCCUCCUUCCUGUCUCAGGCACGAAGGAUCGCGCCGACCGCGCCUCCGCAGCUAGCGGUCCAGGCACUUCGCCCGCCACCGCUCUCAACCAGCCCCUCGAAUCAACGGAGCAAGUCCCCGCCAGCCGCCUGUCUGCUCUUCUCGGGCCGAAUGGUCGCGUCCUGAUCGUGGCCAAUCGUCUCCCCGUCACGGCCAAGCGCCACCCGGUUAAGAAGUGGGAAUAUCCAAGCAGCUCUGGCGGUCUCGUCAGCGCCCUGCAAGGUCUUAAAGAUGUGCAGAUGAUGUGGGUCGGCUGGCCUGGCGUCAGCGUCCCCAAUGAGACCGGUCAAACAGUAAUCACCGAGGAACUAUUCAAGCGGAGGUGUGUACCUGUGUUCCUGGAUGAGGAGUUGAUGGACCAGUACUACAGCGGGUAUUGCAACAAAAUUCUCUGGCCACUCUUCCAUUACUUGGGGCUCCCGCAAGAGUACAAGAUCAAUAAGGAAAAAGACAUCAAGUCGCAGUUCGAAGCGUAUACUCAAGCAAAUCAGAUGUUCGCAGAGACAGUGUGCAAAAUUUAUAAGGAAGGAGAUAUCAUAUGGUGCCAUGACUACCAUCUGAUGUGCCUUCCCAAGUUGCUGAAGCAGUAUAAUAUCAACAUGAAGGUAGGCUGGUUCCUGCACACGCCAUUUCCCUCAUCCGAGAUGUACCGGGCACUGCCAAACCGUGCGGAGUUGUUGGAGGCGGUGCUUAAAGCUGACUUAGUGGGGUUUCAUGCGUAUGAUUAUGCAAGGCAUUUUGUGAGUGCUUGCAUUAGCCUGCUUGGGCUUGAGGGUUGCCUUGAUGGCAUUCAGUUUGACGGAAGGAUUGUCAAGGUGGAUGCUUUUCCAAUUGGGAUAGACGCUCAGCGUUUUACAAAAGCAUUGGAGGGUCCCAAAGUGAAAGAGAAAAUUACCGAAUUCAAGAAACUUUUUGCUGGCCGAAAGAUUGCAGUGCCAACCAGAAGUGACGUACCCGAAUAUCGGAAGCUAGCAAGUCAAGUGCAUGAACUGGUUGCACGUGUAAAUGGUCGAUUCGGAACACUGAAAGCAACUCCUAUUCUACACCUGGAUCAAACCGUCGAUUUUGAUUCAUUGUGUGCUCUUUAUGCAAUCACUGAUGUAGCUCUGAUAACAUCACUGAGAGAUGGAAUGAAUCUUGUAAGCUAUGAAUACGUUGCCUGUCAAGAAUCAAAUAAAGGUGUUCUGAUACUGAGUGAGUUUGCAGGGGCAGCGCAAUCUCUUGGGGCUGGUGCUAUUAUUGUAAACCCAUGGGAUAUCGUGGAAGUAGCAGACGCAAUAAAACGUGCUUUGGAUAUGCCAACUGAAGAAAGGGAGAAGAACCACAGGCAUAAUUAUGAACUUGUGUCAAGACACACCGCACAAGACUGGGCCGAAAACUAUGUCUGCGACCUACAUAAUGCAACUAGUAAAGCUCCGCUACCAGCAAUACACACUGCCGUGCUCCCUAUUGGAGAAGCAGCUGCACAAUAUGGACAAUCCAACAAUCGUUUGCUCAUAUUGGGUUUCAAUGCAACAUUGACUGGUCAGAUCCAAUUUGUAGAGGGAAGGACUGACAUUGAACUCAAGUUGAACCCUGAGUUAAAGCAACCACUGAAAACACUUUGUGAUAAUGAGAAUACAACUGUCGUUGUUGUCAGUGGAUAUGGCAGAAGUAUUCUUGAUGAAAAUUUUGCAGACUAUAAAUUGUGGUUAGCGGCAGAGAAUGGGAUGUUCUUAAGGCAACCUGGUGAAGAAUGGAUAACCAUGAGAUAUGAACAGGAGGAAAUCAGUUGGGCUGGCAGUGUAAAGAAAGUGUUUGAGUACUUCACCCAAAGAACCCCGAGGUCUAAUUUUGAACAGCGUGAAACAUCACUUGUUUGGAACUAUAAGUAUGCAGAUGUUCAGUUUGGGAGAAAUCAAGCGACAGAUCUGCUGCAGCAUUUGGGGGCAUAUUCAUUAUCAAAUCAAAGCUCUGUUAUCGUUCAAGGCAGUCGGUCAAUUGAAGUUCGUCCUACGGGAGUCACCAAGGGUAAAGCCGUUGAUGAAAUUAUUCGCGAGUUAGAUCUCAGAAAUACCAUGGCUACUCCAAUCGACUAUGUCUUGUGCAUUGGUCAUUUCCUUGCAAAGGAUGAGGAUAUCUAUACCUUACCCAGCUUUGAUGUUCAACCUGGAGCAAAAAGAAAGGGGAAGGGGUGUCAAGCAGAGGAUUGCUCAAGCGUCAAGUUUGACCUCAACCCUAAGAACUAUUUCUCAUGCACUGUUGGUAGGGAACACUCUGUAGCACAAUACAAUCUUGAGGGAACAAAUGAAGUUGUGUCCCUACUCCAAGAUCUUGCAGCAGCAGCUGCUCCAGGUAGCAUGAGUGACCAACCAUAGCUUGUCCAUUGUUC
Aegilops tauschii subsp. strangulata is the source of this 2720-nucleotide messenger RNA. Lineage: Eukaryota; Viridiplantae; Streptophyta; Magnoliopsida; Poales; Poaceae. The record is from RefSeq and is a predicted model, not a curated record.